AUGAUCUACAAUCCGUUGCUCAACGUGCAGCACUCCUCGUUGACGUGUCGACGACUGAGCGCGGUAUCUGGACCACCACUCGGGGCAACAAAGGCACCGUCGAGCACGGACGCGCUUUCGUCAAGAGGGUUGCCGCGAAGUACCAUCGACACGCUCAAGCGCACGGCGGCAACACCCAUGUGUUUGCCAUUGUCGACAACGAGCUUUGGCGACCAGAGCUCAAGCGGCAAACGGUCAAGAGGCGCAAGGAGAAGGCGGGCGACAGUGGCAUGAACGUCCGCGUUCGACUCGAUUCCUUCACCACCGAGCCGACGUUCAUCUCGACGGCGUCGCUCAAGAUCCAGUGUGACACCUUCCCUGCUCCUACCUCGUCACCCGUGGAUCUAGAGAAAGCCGAUGGCAUUAUUUUCUGGUCGUCCCUGCAGAAGAAGCCUGGACCCGAGCCGACCCGAGCCGCCGCGCCCCCGGUCGAGCCGACUCACACCGCCACGAGCACGCAAGCCAAGCCUGCCCAAGCCAAGAAAUCGUCGACGUCAAAGCGCACACUAGCGGGUAAGGAGUACUCCGGGCCGAUUCGUCGUUGCGACUUUCCCAAGAGUUUGCGCGAGCAGCUCCCUCCCUCGCCAGAUGGCAAGAGGAAGCACAGGUCCGCCCAAUUCUUCUCCGACCUGAUGCGCGUCCAAGUCGUCAUCCGGUCCAUCGAGGCGAAGGUGUAUCAGCCUUGCGUCCGAAAUUAUGUCACCCUCUUCACCGACAAUGAUUGGAAGAUCAUUGCCGCCUCCAAGUUGAGAUCGAAUUGAGGAAGAGGGUCACGGGCGUCUUUGCGGGGUUGCACCUCGAUCCGGAUUACAGCACCAAGGCCAAGCAUAAAGACCAAGGCUCAUUCACGAUAAACACACCCAUCGACCCCGUGAACAUCUCGCCCGACACCCAUCGAGCUUAUGCUGCGGGGUACACGAAGGCCGCCAACCCUCAAUGCGGCCCUCGUUUCGCUGGGGUGAGUCUUGGGCACUGUUACCGUGCCGCCUUGAAUGCGGCUUUGAUAUGAUCCGAGGCCAGAGGGUUUGACUAAGCCAGUCUCCACCGUUUAAUCUGCGUUUCAUUCCAGGCCACGGGGGCGUUGAUGACCGCAGUGGACGAGACUCGAGCGGCGGGCCUGACUCUUGGUGCGCACCCUCAAUUCGGGGCGCACUACGUGGACGUGGUCAACUUGAUCGUUCGCGCUAUCCUCGGCUGGAAGGAGAAACUCCCCUACGUCCUCGUCGAAUUCGGCAAACACCUGCUCAAACCCCUCUUGAAGGAGCAAGGACUCCUUUCGGGAUUUCACUCGGACGACGUGCUCUUGACAGAGAAAGGGCAGCAGGUCCUCCUCGAUAUCGUGGUCUCGGCACUUCGCGACACGCCUCAUCCCGUCGCCGAGCACCAAGCAGACUUCCAGAAGACCCUCGAGCGAGUCGACGCGCUCAUCGGCGAAAACCCUGACGGCCCCCACGCAGCCUUUCGAACGGUCUUUGUCAAGCAGGUCUAUACAGGCUGCGGGUCCGAGACAUGUAUAUCCCAUGGGCGCUGCCCACGGGGCAACAGGGGACGUUGCGGGGUCUCGUAGGAGUCAAGUUGACGGACUUUCUGCCAAGCACAAGACUCGCGGCGGCGGCGGGAGCGGCGAAGAUGACGAUGAGGACGAUGAGGACGACGACGAGGACGAAGAAGAAGAAGAAGAGGGCAAUUCAGAGGAAGGAGGAGGGUCCAGGGUCCAGUUCCCAGCGGCUGCCCUGCUUCCCCUCAUGCACCACCUGCUUAUCAGGAGCGGCCAUACGAACGGCAUCGUCCCCGUGAGUUCUGCUAGCCCCUAUUCGCGCUCAAGGCCGUGCAUCUUGCUUACCCUGUUUGUUCCCCACGCAACAUUCAUACUCGCUCAGACACUCGAUUCCAACUUUAUCCAGCGUACCCCUGGAUACCUCGCCACGAUCCUCUCAAACCCAGUUCGCCUCGUGAGAGACCAAGCCAAAUGGCUGUGCAGCAUCGUGCCGGCUCUUGUCAUUGACCGUGGCGCACCCGAAGACCGAUUCCGCUCGCUACGUCAAGAUCGUACGACUUCUCCUCGGCGCUACGGGGGACAAGAUCUUCGACUUUGAUCAAGCCGAUCUUAGGGUGAAGCAAGAAUGGAGCGACGAUGCCCUGGAGAGUGUCCGUGCGAUUCGAGAGAAUUGCUUCGGCUCCCACGUCGCCAAGUUGGAGCAUGGCCCGGAUGCGUCUUUCUUCAGGGUAGACGACUUCAGGGCUUUCGGGCAUCGUCUGGCUGAUGUCUUAUUCAAAGUCGAGAGCAUCCUCCCCUUCCACGAGAUCCCGGCGGGCUCGUGGCAGACGGAUGGCGUGCACGUGCAUCUAGACGUCAUGGAUAUCAGGAGAGUGGCUGAAAACAGUCGAGCGGCGGGACCUUCUAAUAGCGGCGCGUCGAACUCGAUCCGGGAUAGCCUCAUUCGAGCCAUGAGGAAGGCCAAGCAGUGGCAUCGAAUAGGGAAGCCUCCGACCACGCAGGGUGGACUUUAUCGAUCCGCACAAACGCCGUGCCAGCACUACGUCGACGGUGUCAAGGAGACGUUUUUGCUUUCCUGUGUCGAGGGUUCGAACAAGUCGCGUGUAGAGGGGAAACCCCGCGACCGCAUGGACGCUCUCGAGGACAAGCUCAGGGAGGAGGCAACCCAAGCUCGAAAAAAUGCCGAUGACGCAGUUCAAGUGAAAUUCGUCCCUUGGAGGGAGCUGCAAGACGUCCGAAUCGUCAAUGGGGACAUUCACGUACCCACACUCCGCCACGACGGCGCAUUGCGCGAGCUGCUCGAGACGCUGCAGAGCUUCAGCAACAAGAAGUUUCACACCAACGUGAGUGAUCUUAUAUGCCUUGCCUCGGGCUUCAGACGAUUCCAAGUCCGAGACGUCUUGGCGGUCGUUACUCGUUUACUCGGCCUACUUGAAGUCGUCGAUCGAGAGUUGGUACUGAUCGCGGUGCCCCACUACCUGCGCUACACAGCACAGCUUCAAGAGGGACGAUCUCAUCACCGAGUUCAACAAGCGCGAGAACUUCUGGCACGACAUGAAUCACGCUCUGAGCCAGUGCAUCCCUCUCGAUCCUCAGUAAGUCACGCUUUCCUCGCGGUGUCUAUCCGACAACCAGCCCAAGGAGCCUGCUAACAUUCAGCAACACGACAUCCCUUGAUUUUUCUCACUUAGAACAACGUCUGUGUCAUCGUCGUCAUUGUCAUCGUCGUCGUUGUUGGAUAUCAAGUCAUGGGUUGGCAGGUCGCUGGGGAUGGAAGGAUAAGGACGGCACAACAGCUUAGAGAGCGGAUGGUGGGAUGCAACACUCCCACGGCUUGGGUUUGA
Messenger RNA from Microbotryum saponariae, 3381 nucleotides. Lineage: Eukaryota; Fungi; Basidiomycota; Microbotryomycetes; Microbotryales; Microbotryaceae. The record is from the annotation of a GenBank genome assembly.